AGUACUGGGCCUGGGUUUACUGAUGGGAGUUGUCUUAACCAACUUCAGAUCCACUGUCCUGUGAGAAACAGCACUCUCCAGCACAAGAAUCCUUCGCAACAAGAAUCCUGCAACAGUAAGUGCUGCUUUUUCAUCAGUAUCUUUCUCUUGCACAUUGCCCUUGUGCGGCACCUGAGCCCAGAAGUACCUAGUGUGACCAGAUGCAAAGGAAGACUGUAUCUCAAUAAUUGUGUCGUUUGACAGCUGCAGUUUGUCAGCGCAGGAGUUGAAGCUACAGCUAGUAAAAAAAUCUCUGUUGAAAAGGACAAGAAUCCUAUCAUCCCUUAUAUCUAAUCCCCCGAGGGGUGUUCAGAGCUGCACCACAGCAACAAUGUAAGAUUCAGAGCAAAGAUGCCAUAAGGUUUUCCCUUAACAAAUUGUAACCCCUCUUUUUUAACUCACAAUCAUGAUGGUUGAAUAAUACAUUUGACUUUCAUUUUUGAUACGUUAAUGGAUGGUUUGAGGAUUCUGACUAGUGUGAGAAUGAUGAAAGAAGGAAUAUGGGGGAGUUAGCUCAAUUUAUUUUUUGACACUAGGUGUGUUAUCUAACGUAUCGACCACUAUAAUAGUUUUCCAACUAUAUUCUGGGGGGGAAAAGCCCCUCAUCCUUUCUCAUAAAUUUAGUAGGGGUCUCCCAAUGGGAUUAAUAAUGGUGGACAAACUUCCCUGAAAGGCAGCUUGACCAUUGAUCCAUUGCAAGGUGCAGUUCCAGGGGAGUUUAGGGUUCAUUCAAGGGAAACUCUCUCAUGACUUAGGGCAAUGACAAAGCCCAGCAGGCCUGGCCAGUGCCCUGGAUGAAUUGUGAGUGCAGCCUAGAACUUGAUGUGCAGUGGUUUUACAAUGCACAGGGGUUUCUCAAUGGACAAGUUGAUAUGGAAAAGUUUCUCUGAAGGCAGGAAAUCUGAAAACCACUAAAAUGCUUCUCUUGCCCCAUGCCUUUGCCUUUGAUUUCACAGUGGACAACUCUGUACCAACCAGCAGGUCUUUUUAAAUAUCUAUUUUUAUUUACCAUUCUUUCCUGAACCAGGCCAAACUGCUAUACUGAACCCCUUUACCUGCUCCAUUGCUGCCAUGCCACCCGUUUCUUCCCUACUCUGCCUCCAAUACUUGCUGACACUCCCAGAAUUCUUCCUCCUACACCAUGUGAGGGGGUGCUUGCCCAAUGUUGACUUCUAUAGCCUUUAAAAAAUCCUCUAGAGCAGUGGUUUGUACCCGUACACCCACAAAGAUGCCCUGCCUCUUGGUCAGAGGGUAUGUCUUAGCAUUUGCUAAUGGUUCCCUGUAUAGCACCCUAUUAAAGUCUAUGAAGAACACCAGGAUCCAUGCUGCUCCUUAGAGACUGCACUGUAAAUGACUCAGGGAAGUGAGCACUGCCAUCAGGAGUAUAGCAAGGUUUAAGUGAGGAGUGGGACAAAAAGUGAAAGUCACCCAGCCAGCGAGCCCCACUCUCUCAGGAGUCCAGGGAUAUUUGUCCCCCUUUGUUCCAUUAUAGCUUCACCCCUUAAUAGGCAAUGGCACAGCAGGAUCAGCACUGUUUAGCUAUGCAUUCAAAAGGGGAUAAAGAACACAAAGGUUUGCCUUUUAGUAUUACACAAGAGUGUUAACAUAGUGAGUUAACUGUGGGUUAGGUAACAGCCCUUCUCAUAGCAACCUUAUCCAGAGAACACAACAGAGACAGAUCCCCUAUGCAGAAUUCAGUUAUCUCAGGACUGCUCCCUUUCCCCCCUCUUUCAGAGCUUUGGUCAAAAGGUCGUUUCCGCCAGCAUAUUUGCACCCUCAUCCUGUGUGUAUUUACUCAGAAGCAAGCCCCACCAGGCUCAAUGGGCUUUAUUCCCAAGUAAGUGCACAUGGGAUUGCAGCCAAAGCUAGACUUACCAUGAGUUAGUAUUGAAGGUUAUAUCUAUGGCUCAGAGGCAGUGUGUUUCUGAAUACCAGUUGCAGGGGAGCAGUGACAGGAGAGUGGGGGUAUGCCUUCAUCUGCUUGUGGGCUUCCCAGAGGCAGAUGUGCAGGGCCAUACUCUGGUGAUUUAGUAAUAAAGAGUGACUCUCUCCUGCAAGCCUGUCUUUCCCCCAGCCAAUGGUGAUACCAGAGAGUCAUGUUCCAGGGCCCAAUAUCAGCAAAUCCCCAGGAUGAGUCUGCUUGUUCUGGGCUAGCUGUUAAAGCUACCAAGGUCUAGAUAAGCAUUGCUGAAGUAUUAUUUGCCAUGAACUGUCAGGUGCUGAACUGUCAGGCAGGUAGAUUGUAUCCUCGUUUCUUUUACGUCUGGGUUCCUGAGAGCUGACACAGUGUGAGCUGUGACCUACAAAGUCCCUGACACAAAUCUAACUUCACCCAUUAACGUACUAGAUGGACAUAGACAAACCAGUGAUCUCUCAGUCUCAGGUUCCAACCUGCAAUGUAGGGAUCAUAUACUGACCUGGCUUUUUUAAAGGAUUGUUGUUAAGAUGAGUGAAGGGAUUUGAACACUAAAAAGAAGUUCUGCAAUAAAACAUUUUUAUAAAGAUACAAGGGAGCAAUUCUUACAAUCAGUGGGAAGAGCUCUUCUAAGGUCUGUGGGGAGAGCGAGUAUUUCACCCCCCACCCCGAGUGUGCCUGCCGCGGCUACAAGCUGCAAACACAUGGUUAAGAAAAAUGAGGUCAAGGGAGCGCUCAUUGCCUUAGCCUCAUUUAAGCAGGAGGUUUCACAGGCGGGUUUGCUGCUAUGUAGCCACUGGGAUCGGGCUCAAUCCCAGUGGUUCACACAAGCAUGAAAAACUGGGCUGGGCUCCCUUUGCCCGGUUUUGCAUGCUCUUUUGACUAGCCUCAAGGAAUAACAGUUUGCUUUAUAGCUGCUUCCCUCAUAAACACAAAGUAAUCUUGUGCAGAUUUAACUAAGAGUUUAUUCAGAAACAAAAACACAAACAUGCUACAGGAUCCCCACUGGGACAAACUUCUUAACAACAAAACAUAAAAGGUCACUAGAUAGAAUACAACACAUCCCUCCCUUUAUAACAACCAGAAUUGAAUUAAUUUAAAAUUCUGUGACAAAUUUGUUAGGUGGUCUCCUCCUGUCACACACAUUUCUAAUUUUUGGGUUCUCUGGCACAGGAGCUGUUAGCGAUUCCACCCCCCCCCCCACCCCCCGGUGCUGAGGAUUGUCAGUCAUUUCCGUCAGCCUCCCCGUGAGGUCAAAACUGGAGGGAAGAUCAAAUUCUUCUCUGGAGAUCAGACUCCCCUCUUUUCUCAUAGUAUGCAUACUGGAAAGUCUCGAACUGGUCCAUUUCCUUCCAUUACCCAAUAGGACAGAAUCUCCCCAGAUUUCAAUUAUUUGUUAUGGUCCAGAAUAUCAGGAACAUUCCUUUCUCACUUUAUAAGGCAGCACUUUUACUUGUGCAAAGUGCCCCACCUGCAAUGUCCACUGUUUCACACCCUGAGGCUCUUCACACGAGCAGUGUGGAGAGCUGUAUGGGGUUAGGUGUGGAGAGCGGGUCAAGCCUGCUCUCCCUGCACACUAGCACACACAGAGCCCUGGGUGGCUGGAUCGGCCGCACACACAAUUAUCAGCUCUGUCAUGGAGCUGGUAGGGCCUGCUGGGAUUGGGGGCCACCUGGUCCCUGGAAGUCCCAGGAUACCCCACUUGAUGUGUGCGGGGCAUCCUGGGGCGACCCCCGAGACUGGGAGGCUUGUUUUAGCCUCCCAGUGGGGGUCUCCUUGUGAGUCACCGCAGCAUAGAGCUGUGUCGUGGCGACUCGCGAUGGCCAAAAUGGGGUUAGCGGAGCACUCACUCUGCUAACCUCAUGGGGGGGGGGACUUAAGCGGGCUAACCACCGGGAGCUGUGUGGCUCCUAGCGGUUCCUACAACCGCAGGAAAGUGGGCUGGGCUCUUUUAGCCCGCUUUCCUGAGGUUGUGAGAAUAGCCUCCCUGUUUCUGACCCAAUACAAUUUGUGUUUUUGUUGCUUCUCCCUUACCCAAUCGUGUGUCUCUGCAUCCUCAGAGUGAGAUGGCAUGGCAAACCCUAUCAGUUGUUGCCAUUGGGUAAGUUUGGUGGUUGCUUUGCGUUCUCUCAGCAAUUCAAAAGGUGAUUUUCCUAAAGUAGAAUGAGGAGUGGUUCAAUAAGCAAAUAGAGUUUCACGGAUUGCCUCUUUCCAGGGUUGUUGCAUAGUAUCCAGUUGUAAACUUUCCUUCACUAACCUCUUCAUUCUUUCCACUAAGCCAUUCCCUAGAGGAUGGUAUAAGGAACUUGGAAGUAUUCGUUAUGUAAGUAUUGCUCAAUUUAAAAUGAGGUAAGCUGUGUCCCAUUGUCAGUCACAAGUUCUUUAUGAAGACCUUCCCUCACAAAACCUGCAGCCAUUAACAGCAAAACUUAGAAGAUUACUAGAUAGAAUACAACAGAGUGUUAUGAUGAAGGGGUGGUUUGAGCUUAGAUAUUACUCUUCUAGAGGAGAAAAUAGCCAUUGACAACCCCUAUCAGGCUGCUCUUUGACAGACAAAUGUUCUAAAGUUACCCCUGGAAAGUCUCAUGCUGACUCAGUCGAAGCCUGGAGAAGCAGUGUUAAUUUAUCCAUUUGAAGUUGCACAGCCUGGAGAAAUGCUAUUCCAGGGCACUGGCAAAGAGGAUGGGAUACUGAUCUUGCCAAAUCUUUUUCAGAUUCCUCCAAGAGCGCUAGGCAUCCUUCAAAACCUGACAAAAGAACUGGGAAAGAGCUGCCUGGUGUAGAACUUUCCAGGAGUUUACCUUUCUUUCUGGAACAUCAAGGGAACACGCAUUUACAUAGCCAAAGACACACAUGGCAGAGGGAGAGUCCUCAAGGCACUGGGAGGCAGAGAGACGGGAUGUCAAGAGAGCAGAAGCCAGGCUCAACCGUGGACUGAGGAAUCUGGAAGAUGCCCGCCUCUCGUAUUUGAACUCAAUGACCAAGGAACAGAGGAGACUGCAGCAGGAACUCCUGAAGUUGCAGGAAAGCUGUUCCAAACAAAAGCUCUCAGUGGGUGCAAGACAUAUUAGCACAAAGCCACUUUUCCCUUUGCUGUCGCCACAGACAGGGCAGGAUUACUUGAGCUCCUAUGAUGCAACACUGUGGUCCAGGAAGAAACUAUUGCCCAAAGCUGGGAGACCUUUAGGGGCAAGCUGCUUUCCAUCACAUCUACAGACACUCAACAGUGAUGUCUCAGGAUAUGAAGGGGACAGAAAAGAGCACUUGCCAUCUUUGAAGGCUAAAGACCAAAACAACAUUGCUGACAGUAAUGUGGCCACCCUUAAACACUCCAUUGCCAAGCUGCUGAGCAUCUCAGCAGAGUCUGCGGAGCAAGAGGAAACUGACAGUAAAGAAGAUCAAGAGAAGGGGCCUUCAAAGGAAGAGGCUAGAGCUGCUGGAGCCAAAGGCACCAUCCCCAAACUCCUAAAUCUUCCAGGGAAGCAAAGACCCUCCAUUGAUCAUGAGAGGUUGAUCCUGGAUGCAGAGGCCUAUGGUGUGGAUGGACGCCUCAGGACCAUGUAUACCAGGCCAGAGUUCCUCAAAUCUUAUGCUGAAGCUAGGAAAGCCCGCUACAUCCGCCAUAAAGACAUUCCAGCCUGGGAAAAGGAACUCAGCCUCCAAGAAAUAUUUGGACACAAAAGGGCCGUGGAGCAUUCCCCUCAGGAGUAGGCUGUGAUGAAACCCAAGCCCUAUGUGGAGGGACUUCUGGCCUAGUCAAGGGUUGUAAGAUCUUGCAAAGGAAAACACAACACUCUUCUGUAGAACUGGCUGUGGCAACUAAGACCAUCAGGCUGCAGGUCUGUAUGACCUGCAGCCUGCCAACCCAGCCAGUUUGUCAGCUGUGCUUUGUGGCUUGCUAGAUGUUUGGUGCCUUACCCCCUUUUGCAAUUCAAGGCAGGCUGCAGAAACUAGUGGAUCAAUAUAAAUGGCUGGAGGUUUUUCAUACCCAGCUUUUAGUUUGCAUCUCCUCCGGAAUGGAGGGUGUGCAUUCACAUAUCGGCCAAAUUUACCCCAAAGUCCCUGCGAGCUGUGGGGGAGCACUCACAAUUCCGAUUUUUCAUUGUGCGUUGGAGUGUAGCCCGAUAUACAUCUGGUAAAAAAAUCCACUUUGGGCAUUACAUUUUUAGGGCAACUUUGAACUCGCAGUAAAGCCUUGCAGAAAACCUGUGGUAAACCCACAGUAAAGCAGGCUGUCUGGGAAAGCUCCUGGUGGUUGUGGAGGCCCGGUAUACAGGCUAGAGCUAGAAGUAACCUUUUCCAGAGACUGUGGACAGUUUAAUAACUUAAUCACUUCCCCUGGUCCACAAGUAAUUCUUUUCUAUUCCACAACUGGGCUUGGAUCAAACUGGGUUUUGCAGUUUUCCAGCACUAACCCUACUGAGCUGGGGGAAACCAGGUUUCUCCUUUUAGAAGUAAAGAGGACAGAACUAGACAGAGAGGAGUGUGCAGCUGCCACUCCACAGCUCUUCACUUUCUCUUCCUCAUUACCUCGAAUACAACGUGUGAUAUCAUUGCAAUGCUUGUGUCCCUGUCUCUGCCCUGGCAGCCUCGGACAUGCAAGGCGGGUGGGGUGGAGAUACACACACACACACAGCACAAUCAUGCCGUGUUACGCAUUGCAUUUGCUACAAGGGAGAGGCAGCAAAGAGACACAAGUGGCAGCAACCUUUAUAAUAUGUAGGUCUCCCCAAAGCCUGAUAUGCAGGGCUGCUGUAUGCACUUACUGGCUUGUAACUUCCCACAACAUUGCUGGGGCCAAGAAAGUUUUAUAUACACGUUCCAGUAGUUUUAAAUGGGUUUUUUAAAUGUAUCAAAUGAAACCCCUGCAAACUGGACAAAGAGAUACCUCUUAAAGUGGUGGCUCUCUUAUAUUUGGCAGAGGUAGCAAAUGUCCCUGUUCAUCCCAGCAUCACAUUUCUCCUGGUGGCUGUUUGCCGGUGUCUCUCUUUGUUUUCUUAUACCUUUUGCUAUGUAAACUGAUCGGAGAACUUUUUGAAAGUUUUGAGAACUGUUGAAGAGUGCUAUGUAAAUAUCAUUCAUAAAAUAAAAUAAAAUAAUUAUAAUAUAGGGGCCACAGAAAUCACCAUCAGCCAACUACAAAAAACAACUUUACUAGGAACAGCCUAUAUUCUGCGACUAUAUCUAUAAUAACAACAACAAUAAAUAAAAUAAAAUCCAGCCAUCCCAGGUCCUUGGGAAGCACUUGAUGUCUGGAUAAAACAGACCAGUCUGACUGUGUAAACAAGUAAUAAUAUAAUAACGAAGAAGGAGGAGGAGGAGGCGGCGGCGGCAGCAGCUACCUGGUCCCCUGUACAUAGCAAUAUCCUGCUACUUAAAUAUAAUGUAAAAUAUUUUGUAAUGCCUUUUCACUUCACAGCAUGUAUUCCCCUUCUUCAGCAUUAGUAUUAUCACCUGUAUUUUAAAAUAUUUUAAAAUGGUAAAAUAGGCUUUAUUCUCCACCCCUCCCUCCCUCUGCCAUAUUCAUAGCUAUACCUAUUCACUAAAGCACAGGUAGGCAACCUUGGUUCGCCAGCUGUUGCUGAACUACAGCUCCCAUCAUGCUCAGCCACAAUAAAUUGUGGCUUGGAAUGCUGGAAAUUGUAGUUCAGCAGCACCUAGAAAGUCAAGGUUUACUACCUUUGCACUAAAGUAGUGGUUCCCAACCUGGGUUCCUCCAGAUUUUGCUGAACUACAACUCCCAGCAUCCUCAGUCACAAAAAGUUGUAGCUGGGGAUGAUGGGAGUUGUAGUUCAGCAACAUCUGGAGGAGGAGCCCAGGUUGGGAAUCACUGUACUAAAUUAAGUAUUACUUCUCUAUGGGACUCAUUUAUUCAGUUCUAGGGACCACAAUAGAAAUGCUAGUUCAUAUUUUGGUUAUAUUUCAUUAACAUACUUCCCAUUUCAGUUUAAUUUAAUUAGCACAUCACUGUACCUUGUUUCUCACCAGCACCUGCCAGCUUUUGUUAAUGUGUCCUGAAUCUUAUUUCUCUCCUUGAAAUGAGUUAUGAGGCUUACAUUACUGUCCUCCUUAAGCCCAGCAAGGAUCCUGAUUUAUGUACUAGCUAUGAACCUAUUACUUAGUUAAAUAUGGCUGCUAAGAUACUGACAAUUCUGCUGGCACGUAGGGUAUAGACUAUGCUCCCUACCAUUAUUCAUCCAGUUCAGACAGGGUUUAUAUCUGGCCAUCAAGAAUCAGAUAAUAUUAGAUUGUUGAUUGAUAUACUAGCCUUAUCCUUGGAGAAGCAAGAGCAGGCUGCUAUAAUUUCUUUAGACGGUGGAGAAGGCAUUUGACAUGGUCAAUCUGGGGUUCCUGAAGCAUGUUUUGAUCAAAUUUGGAUUUCCCGCAGGUUUUUUGACUUGGUUACUAUGCGGUAUAUAGCCCCUUAUGAGUCAUUACCAAUGGACUAUUUCCCCCUACAAUUAGGCUAGAACAGAGCGCACACACCAGGGAUGUCUUCUACCUCUUCUUUUUUUCAAUAUGGUGUAGCCACUGGCUUGUGCUAUUACAUUCUGAUAACAUAAAUAACAUAUUACACCAGGCAGGAUUGAGCACAAGUUGAUUCUAUAUGCAGAUGAUAUUUUAUGCUUUAUUGUAAACCAGAGGUCUCAAUUCCUAAUCUUAUUUCAUUAGUUCAAAAGUUUGAUAAUUUAAUAGGUUACUCUAUCAAUUGGGGUCAAUUGGAUUUGAUGCCUUUAGAUGCUACAGAUUUUGCUGAUGAUUGUAAGGUUUGGUGUUUUAGGUGGUAUCCAGAUUCCCUUGUGUAUUUAGGCAUAGUAAUCUCUAGGAAGCUUUCUCAAUUAGUUAAUUUAAAUUUUUCCAAAUUUUUGGUUCAAAUGCAAAAUGACUUCGAUUGGUGGCCUACAAUUUGUAUUUGGGUCAAAAGAAAUGUGAUUAAGAUGAAUCUAACACUGAGGCUCAUAUAUAUUUCAAGAGAUCUUCCAAUCCUUGUACCUUCAUAAUAUAUAAAGUGAGUGUAUAAAUGAGUUAAUGGCUUCUUAUGGCAAGGGCACCCACCUAGAUUCUCAUGUUGUAAAUGCCAAAUACCCAUUGAAGAAGGCGGGUUUAACUUUCCACAUUUUCAAGCUUAUCAUUGGGCAUUUAUUCGAUCUUCAGCCCUAGGGUGGAACAAUGAGUCUCAGGUUUCAGCUAUGCCUUGGGUACAGCUCGAAAGUUAUCUGACCCCACGGAAAUCUUGGCAAGUGCUAGGUUCAUCAAUUGUUUGUGGAUCUGUGUCAUUACUUGUGUUUAAAGCCACAAGGCAUAUAUGGAGAAUUUUGGGAAGUAGACACGGUUUUGAUCCCUCUUUGCAUGAAAAGCUCACACUAUGGGAGAAUCCCUCUUUAAAGAUUGCUUGUAUAACUUUUGGUGGGAGGGAAACUGGGCCUCCCACAAUGUCAUUAAAUGAGAUCAAUCGA
This is a messenger RNA of Hemicordylus capensis (graceful crag lizard), 9411 nucleotides long. It is a transcript of the gene CCDC190, whose product is annotated as coiled-coil domain containing 190. The coding region runs from base 4808 to 5665 and encodes 285 amino acids. The record is from RefSeq and is a predicted model, not a curated record. Lineage: Eukaryota; Metazoa; Chordata; Lepidosauria; Squamata; Cordylidae. The transcript is spliced from 4 exons.